Messenger RNA from Molossus molossus (Pallas's mastiff bat), 3174 nucleotides. RefSeq names its product ceramide transporter 1 (gene CERT1). The transcript is spliced from 17 exons. Gene Ontology annotation, molecular function: phosphatidylinositol-4-phosphate binding. NCBI's taxonomy places the organism in Eukaryota, Metazoa, Chordata, Mammalia, Chiroptera, Molossidae. Bases 423 to 2219 code for a protein of 598 amino acids. Gene Ontology annotation, biological process: ER to Golgi ceramide transport. The record is from RefSeq and is a predicted model, not a curated record. Gene Ontology annotation, cellular component: Golgi apparatus.
UAGUGGGCCAGACAGGAAGAUGGCGGCGGGAGAGGAGGUGUGAGUGGACCCGAGUCUCUGCAGUUGGAUUUUUCUCUUCCCUUUUUCCUCCCCUUUUUCUUCUCCUUUUGAGAUUGGCAUCGAGGGGGCUGAGUUCGGGUGGCAGCGCCGGUCGCAGCGCAGGGGUCACGGCGACGGCGGCGGCUGACGGCUGCAAGGGCAGGCUUCCUUCGCCGCUCGUCCUCCUUCCCCGGUCCGCUCGGUGUCAGGCGCGGCGGCGGCGGCGCGUGGGGCGGACUUCGUCCUACCUCCUGCACCCCCCGACACCGGAGCGGGCGCUCUUCCCUUCGCCAUCCCCCGACGUUUCACCCCGGGGACUGGGCGCCUCCUCCGGCGCAGCUCACGGAGCGGGGGCCGGUCUCCCGCUUGCCUGUCGCGCCUCCAUGUCGGAUAACCAGAGCUGGAACUCGUCAGGCUCGGAGGAGGAUCCGGAGACGGAGUCCGGGCCGCCUGUGGAGCGCUGCGGAGUCCUCAGCAAGUGGACAAACUACAUUCAUGGGUGGCAGGAUCGUUGGGUAGUUUUGAAAAACAAUACUUUGAGUUACUACAAAUCUGAAGACGAGACAGAGUAUGGCUGCAGAGGAUCCAUCUGUCUUAGCAAGGCUGUCAUCACGCCUCACGAUUUUGAUGAAUGUCGAUUUGAUAUUAGUGUAAAUGAUAGCGUUUGGUAUCUUCGUGCUCAGGAUCCAGAUCACAGACAACAGUGGAUAGAUGCUAUUGAACAGCACAAGACUGAAUCUGGUUAUGGAUCUGAAUCCAGCUUGCGUCGACAUGGCUCAAUGGUGUCACUGGUGUCUGGAGCAAGUGGCUAUUCUGCAACAUCCACCUCUUCAUUCAAGAAAGGCCACAGUUUACGUGAGAAAUUGGCUGAAAUGGAAACCUUUAGAGAUAUCCUAUGUAGACAAGUUGAUACUCUACAGAAGUUCUUUGAUGCCUGUGCUGAUGCUGUCUCCAAGGAUGAACUUCAAAGGGAUAAAGUGGUAGAAGAUGAUGAAGAUGACUUUCCUACAACACGUUCUGAUGGAGACUUCUUGCAUAAUACCAAUGGCAAUAAGGAAAAGUUAUUUCCACAGGUAACACCGAAAGGAAUUAAUGGUAUAGACUUUAAAGGGGAGGCAAUAACUUUUAAAGCAACUACUGCUGGAAUCCUUGCUACACUUUCUCAUUGUAUUGAACUAAUGGUAAAACGUGAGGACAGCUGGCAAAAGAGACUGGAUAAGGAAAUGGAGAAAAGAAGAAGAAUAGAGGAAGCAUACAAAAAUGCCGUGAUAGAACUUAAGAAAAAAUCCCACUUUGGAGGACCAGAUUAUGAGGAAGGUCCAAACAGUCUGAUUAAUGAAGAAGAGUUCUUUGAUGCUGUUGAAGCUGCUCUUGACAGACAAGAUAAAAUAGAAGAACAGUCACAGAGUGAAAAGGUCAGGUUACAUUGGCCUACAUCCAUGCCAUCUGGAGAUGCCUUUUCUUCUGUGGGGACUCAUAGAUUUGUCCAAAAGGUUGAAGAGAUGGUGCAGAACCACAUGACUUAUUCAUUACAGGAUGUAGGUGGAGAUGCCAACUGGCAGUUGGUUGUAGAAGAAGGAGAAAUGAAGGUAUAUAGGAGAGAAGUAGAAGAAAAUGGAAUUGUUCUGGAUCCUUUGAAAGCUACCCAUGCAGUUAAAGGAGUUACAGGACAUGAGGUCUGCAAUUACUUCUGGAAUGUUGACGUUCGGAAUGAUUGGGAAACAACUAUAGAAAACUUUCAUGUGGUGGAAACAUUAGCUGAUAAUGCAAUCAUCAUUUAUCAAACGCACAAGAGAGUGUGGCCUGCUUCUCAACGAGAUGUACUAUAUCUUUCUGCCAUUCGAAAGAUACCAGCCUUUACUGAAAAUGACCCUGAAACUUGGAUAGUUUGUAAUUUUUCUGUAGAUCAUGACAGUGCUCCUCUGAAUAAUCGCUGUGUUCGUGCCAAAAUAAAUAUCGCUAUGAUCUGUCAAACCUUGGUAAGCCCACCAGAGGGAAACCAGAAGAUUAGCAGGGACAACAUUUUAUGCAAGAUUACAUAUGUAGCUAAUGUGAACCCUGGAGGAUGGGCACCAGCCUCAGUGUUAAGGGCAGUGGCAAAACGAGAGUAUCCAAAGUUUCUAAAGCGUUUUACUUCUUAUGUCCAAGAGAAAACGGCAGGAAAGCCUAUUUUGUUCUAGUGUUAACAGUGACUGAAGCAAGGCUGUGUGACAUUCCAUGUUGGAGGAAAACUAAAAAAAAAAAAAAAAAAUUGAAUGCUCUAAGCUGGAACAUAGGAUCUACAGCCUUGUCUAUGGCCCAACACCUUGGCCUUGUGUACAAAAAUGAAGAAAUACUUCAAUAGCAAAGCUGAACAUCUAACCCUAGCUGUCUCCUGCUAGACCUCCAUGCUCAGCAUAUAACUAUAAAUACAUGUAAAAUUACAUGUACAUGGCUAUAUUUUUAUUUGCUUGCUCCUAAAAGAGAGAAAAAUCAACUUUGAACCACAACUAGGAAUUGAUGCUUUAAUUUUUGGAAACUUUUUUAGAAUUUUUAAUUUAGUGUAUGGUCCAACCUAAGAUCCUCAGUUAUAUCAGGUUUUGUGCACAAAAGAAAAGCACAAAAGUUGAAUGCACAUAGGUCACGUGCUUUCUCUGCACCAGAUACCUGGAUGAGGUUCUUUUUUCAGGCCUACAGUUAAGUCUGUGUCCAGAAUUUUUUGACUUUUUUUGCUUUGUAUAAUCAUAGAAUUCAUUGCUGCUGAUUUUUGUAAUGAUUCAUGUCGUCAUGUAAAGUGUCUCUUAAUAACUGAGGACUGUCAACCUGUAAUUUUGCCUUUUCUAUAGUCUUACUCCCAUGAAGAACCUUGGUUCUGAUGGAGAAAGAAUGAAAAGCUUUAUUUUUUUCCCCCAGAUAUCUUUAUAUUUCCUGUAUUUUCAGUUGUGUUCUAUGUGCUACACCUUUUUUUUUUUCCUCUCAGUUUGUUAGAAACACAAUUUGGCAAUUCCUACAUUGGUUCUGCCUACCUUCAAACAGAAAUAUCUGUAUAAAUCUUGUGGGUAUAAACUACUUUCUGGUAAAAUGGUCAGGAUAAAAUGAGCUCACGUUUUUAUGAAAUUUGUAAGAGAAUGUACGGUUAUUACUUGUGAAAGCAAA